Messenger RNA from Melanotaenia boesemani (Boeseman's rainbowfish), 1990 nucleotides. RefSeq names its product coiled-coil domain containing 24 (gene ccdc24). The transcript has 9 exons. The coding region runs from base 54 to 1649 and encodes 531 amino acids. The record is from RefSeq and is a predicted model, not a curated record. Lineage: Eukaryota; Metazoa; Chordata; Actinopteri; Atheriniformes; Melanotaeniidae.
UGUUACCCCGGAUACAAAAAACUGACACAUACACUAAAAAGACUGCCCUUCUUAUGCAUUCUCCUGCCAGAAACCAACUCUGGUGUCCUGGCCAGUCCUUGUGGAGCCUGAUCGCUGAUCAUGUUUCUGAUUCAGAGUUGCUGAAGAUCCGAUCAGCAAUGGGCCACCAUCUGGUCGGCAUGUAUACAGACAUGCACACUGAGGCUGGUAUGUGGCACAAGAUGUGGCAGUGGAGCCAGCGAGAUGGAAACCAUAGCAGCAGGCCAGAGACUGCUUUCACACAUCUGCAGGGCUUUCCACUAGCUGACCCACCUGUUGUGAAGGAGCUGGUGAGAGCUGAGGUGAAGAUGUUACUCCAGACACUCAGAGAGACAGCUUGCAGGGAGGGAAGAGAUCUGGAGGAGCUCCUGAUUCGGUACAAACCUGAGACUGUAAACUACGCUCUUGGUCAUCAGGAUAUUUGUUACAGCGACUGCACCAACUCUGAAAAUAUGGAAACUCACAACAGGCCAAGCUCUCACUGUUCAGUCCAGUCCAGUGUUGAAGACGAAAUAGAAGAGAUUAGAGACAAGCUGAAUGCCACUGAGAUACACAAAGUCGUCAGUCAUCUUAGGUCUGUUCUCUUGGAGGAAUGUAAAGCAUUGACAGCAAUGAUAAAGUAUUUAAAGGAAAAUAUGAAACAAAAGCAUCUGAAUAAAUGUGAUAAAUCUGAACCGUCACUUUCAGAACUCAAAGAGCUCAGAGGAGCUUUACAAGAGGACUUAAAACUCUUCCCAUCAUCGCUUGAAUCUUUGUCCCCUCUGCCUGUCAAGGUAGUGAAAAACAGUUUCAGACUGCCAGGAGGACAAUGGACUGACACUCUCCUACCUUUGACUCCUACAUCAGUUUCAAGAUCUCCUACUCCUCUGUGUCAUUUUAAACCCAAGCCACCAAGUGGACAUCCCCCAAACAAGACCUCUCUAAUCAGAACUCACAGUGCACAUAGGCUCACCUCAACCUCCAACAAGUCAAUCAACCCCCUUACUUGCAACAAUAUAGACAGUUCAGGGCACCCAAACAGCUCCCUCUCCUCUGAACAGAAAAUGGUACAAAGUAAAUACCACUGCAGUUUGUCUCCAGAGCAAGAUGAUGCUGCAGGUGUCUGUUACAGGACUUAUUUGAGUGUUCAUACAAACUGUAAGAGAAAUUCACCUUUCCUUGAAACCCAUUUAUCAACACAAUGCUGUAUUCAUAGACCAAGCACAGAGUACAAUUUGUCACUGCAAAGAGAAAGGAAAAAAAAACCUGCUUGGAGUUCAAGAAAUAUUGAUAUCACCCCCUCACCUCCUCCUACUUUCACUCAUCUCUGUGAUGCAGAAAGUUACAGCAACAAUGAUACAGACAAGGAAGGAAAAGUAAUGCCACAAAGUAGGCAACAGAGUAGUAUCAGUGGUGGAAGCUCAGAGGAAAUAACAGCGCAGACAGAUAAGUGUCUAAAGACAAAAUGUUUAGAGAGUUCAGUCAUUCCUGAAACUCUUGCACAAGAUGUUGGAAGGAGGAGCAACAGUGGAAUAAACAUACAUAAAGCUGACAACAUUACAAAAGCCUACAAACAAACAGCAAAGCAUAACCAGCCACAUCCUGACAGACUGGGCCUCACAUUCUCCUGAAAGAAGUGAUGCAAAGAUACACAAUGCAUGUACUGUGCAACAAUCUGCAGAGAUGAAAGGAAAAUGUUUUACUUCAAGCAAUAAUCCACAUGGGGGCCCCACAAGUCAAUCUAGAAUUGGCCAAGAGACAAAGACACAGCCCCAGUUUCUCAGUGGGUUUCAUCAGUUAGUCCCUCCGGCAAGAGUGCCAACUUGAUGUCAGCCAAUAACAAGAUACCUGAGAUUAAAUCUGGGAGAUUCCAGUUGGUGUGUGGCAGGGAAGAUUGUAAAAUAAUUGUUUAAUGUAACAUAUCUGAUUGUGUGUGUAUAUGUCUGGCUGAUAAUAAAUGAUUGCUGUAAAA